AUGUCCUCGUCGUCCUCCACCCACACCUCGACGCUAACCGCGGCGGAGCUGGCGGAGUGGUCGCAGUCACUCCAGCCGGUGGUGUUGGGCCUCAGCGUCACCAUGCUGGUGCUUGGCAAUCUGGGCGUGAUGCUGCGCAUCUGGGCCCAAUGGCGCAUCCAGAAACGCCCCAUGCAGGAGGACUAUUGGCUGGUCGUGGCUGUCCUCUUCGCCAACGUGGUCUCCGUCGCCACCAUAGUUGCGGUGCACUAUGGACUGGGAUACCACCUUUUCCGCGUCAAUACGGAGGAUCCCACCCUGCAUGCGCUGAAGUGGAUUUUCUUGUGCGUGUGGCUCACAGCCACCUUCAACGGGCCCUCGAUGCUGGCCACCAAGAUCGCCCUGCUGCUCUACUACCGUCGGCUGUUCAUCGUGCAGCAGAUCUGGCUGCGCAUCUUCUGGUGGACGAACAUGGUAUACGUGGUGCUGUGGGCGAUCGGGUCGACCAUCUCGUACGCGCUCUCGUGCGUGCCGGCCAGUUACUACUGGGAGCGUUUCGACCCGCAGUCGACCAUGCACGGCACCUGCCAUAACACCACCACCGCCGACGCUCUGCCGCUAAUUAUGGACCUGGUCUCCGAUGUCGCCAUCCUGGUGCUGCCCAUUGCCACCAUCGCCACCCUGCAGAUGCCGCUCGCCCGCAAAAUAGGGCUCAUCAUCGUGUUCUCGGUCGGAUUCAUCGCCGUCGUCUCCGCCAUCGCCCGCGUCGCCGUCCUCUACACCGCCACGAACCUGCACUCGGACUUCACCUACGCGGCCGCGCCCUUCGAGCUGCUGGACGUGAUUCAGCUCAACGUGGCGAUCGUGUGCGCGACCGCCGUGCCCAUCGCCUCGGGCUUCCGCGUCGCCUUCAGCAAAAAGUUCCGCCGCUCCAACAAGAGCUGGACGGCGGGCGGGGCGGCUGGGAACACCUACUACAGCCGCGCCUCGACGGCGGCGGCGGCGGCGCGGGCCGCGCGUCGGCGGCUCGAGGACGAGGCCAGCAGCAGCACCGAACAGCUGCAGAUGGGCCACUUCACCACCACCAGCUGCGCCUCCAAGGACCCCGACGAUCGGGCCCGGGGGGCAGCCGCAGGCCUCGUCUCAGCCAACGGGAUCCUGGUGAAGAUGGAUGUGGAUAUCCGGUAG
Molecule: messenger RNA, 1167 nt
Organism: Aspergillus brunneoviolaceus CBS 621.78
Lineage: Eukaryota; Fungi; Ascomycota; Eurotiomycetes; Eurotiales; Aspergillaceae
Exons: 3
Coding region: 1-1167 (388 amino acids)
Source: RefSeq, a predicted model, not a curated record